GCCAGGCGCGAACUUCGGGCUGCGGUGCGUUGGGUGGACGGGCGUGGGUCCCGGAUGUCGGGAUGUUGGACCCGGGCACCCUCUUGUCCUUCCUCCAGCGGGCGCCCGGGGCGCCUCCGAGGGUAACUGUUGGCGUGUUGGGAGUUAGUGUUUUAGCGCUGCAAUAUGCACACUUCCUGUUCACCGCCCCCUUUGGGGCCAUGGUUGCCUCUGCCCUUUGGUCCACUCUUUCCAGGCAGAGGAAGAGAUCUGUGGUGGGAGAGGCCCAUCAGCCUUAAGAGUUUGCCCCUGUGCAGUAGCAGCCUGCUUGGAACCCAGAACAGUGGGAGCCGAGGGAAAGCAGUCCAGACCUAUUAAAGUAAAUGGGUCCAGUAAUUGGAAUGACUCCAGAUAAGACAGCUGAAACCCCGGGAGCUGAAAAGGUUGCGGCACUAAGUCAGAUUUAUAAAAUGGGAAGUUUGCCUGAAGCUGUUGAUGCUGCCAGGCCAAAGGCCACUCUAGUAGGCAAUGAGUCUACAGAUGAUGAGCUCACAAACUUGAACUGGCUUCAUGAAAGUACUAAUCUUCUAACAAAUUUCAGCCUCGGAAGUGAGGGUCCUCCAAUGGUUAGUCCAUUGUAUGACAUAGAAGGAGAUGAUGUACCAUCCUUUGGACCAUCUUGCUACCAGAGCCCGGAACAAAAAUCAACAACUUCAAAGCCCCCAUACUCUUUUAGUCUUCUAAUUUAUAUGGCUAUUGAACACUCUCCAAAUAAAUGUUUGCCUGUCAAAGAAAUUUAUAGCUGGAUUCUGGACCAUUUUCCAUAUUUUGCUACUGCACCUACAGGCUGGAAGAAUUCUGUUCGACAUAAUCUGUCCCUAAAUAAGUGUUUUCAGAAAGUGGAAAGAAGCCAUGGCAAGGUUAAUGGCAAAGGUUCCUUAUGGUGUGUUGAUCCAGAAUAUAAACCCAAUCUUAUGCAGGCACUGAAGAAGCAACCUUUUUCCUCAGAGCCUCGUAACUGUCAGUGUGGUUCUUUAUCACCUCACUACCUAAGCUCUGUUUUCAAGCAGAACCAGGUGCGAACCCUCAAAGAAUCUGAUAUUGAUGCUGCCGCUGCAAUGAUGCUUUUAAAUACUUCCAUAGAGCAGGGGAUUUUAGAAUGUGAAAAGCCUCUUCCUCUUAAAACAUCAUUGCAGAAAAAGAGGAAUUAUGGUAAUGCAUUUAAUCAUCCCAGUGCUAUAAGAUUACAAGAGAGUGAUUCUUCCACCAUCAGCAUUGAUCCAAAAGAAGAUCAUAAUUACAGCGCAAGUAGCAUGGCAGCACAGCGCUGUGCAUCCAGAUCUAGUGUGUCUUCCUUGUCUUCUGUGGAUGAGGUCUAUGAAUUUAUCCCAAAGAGUAGCCAUGUGGGAAGUGAUGGCAGUGAAGGAUUUCAUAGUGAAGAAGACACAGAUGUUGAUUAUGAAGAUGAUCCUCUUGCUGACAGUGGCUACGCAUCACAGGCUUGUGCAGAUACCUCUCAGAAAGGGCAGCCAGGCAAAAAGAUGCGAAAACAGUCAUGUCAAGAAAUUGAUGAGGAGCUCAAAGAGGCAGCUGGAUCUCUGCUCCACCUUGCUGGAAUUCGUACAUGUCUGGGUUCCCUGAUAAGUACUGCAAAGACACAAAGUCAAAAGCAACGGAAAAAAUAGAAAUGCUUUUUAGUGUGAAAUUAUUUUAAAGUGUGGCAAUACUCUUCUACUUAAUUCUUUACAAGGGAUAUCAAAGCCAUAAUCGACUUUAGUUUUAAGGUGAGGAGGGGUGCCAAUUACUUGUUCCUUUCAAAACAUUUUUGAUUUCUGUUUAUUUUUUAAAAUUUAACCAUUGCUGUAAGGAUCAUGCCCAAUCGUAAACGUGAUAAAAAAGCCUGAGAGCAUAAUUUUUGUGAUAAGUGUCUCUUAAGAUUUGGAAAUUGUUAUAUAUGAAAAUCCCCAGCCUUUGUCUUAACCUUGUAGGAAAAAAAUCUUUUCUAUUGAUAUGUCAAAAAUGUAACAUUGGCAACUUUAUAUAACUUAAUUUUAUUUUCCUUUCCAAUCUGUAACUAACCAUAGCUACUGAUCCCACUAAAAUUUUUGCUGAUAUUUUUGUCAUAUACUCCUCCCUGCCACAUGACCUAGUAGGGUAAGAUUUGAAUUAUUUUAAUUGUGUCUUAUUUUUUGUUUUAAAUUAUUUGUUGAACAUGAGCAAAGUCAUAAAUCAGAAAAGAUCCUAGAUGUCUAGAAAAUUCCUGUUAAUAAUAUAGGUAAAAAAUCCAACAGAGUGUUGUAAGAUUUAGAAAAGAAAAUUUGGGGAUGUGAUUUCAUCUAAGAAGACUACAGUUCCUAUUACAAUAGUAUCUGAAGUGUUUUUACAUCAUGGAUGACGCAUAGCAUUCACUGGGGCCUUUUAUUUUUUCCCAAAGUGCUCUGCAACCACUGUUUAAGCCACCAGCUGUCUAUGUGAAGUGGAAAUUGUCCACUCAGAGGAUAUAGCCAUAGAGUGUUAUGGAGUAACACCAAUUUUGACAUACUUUUGCAAUAAGAAUCUUUCAUUUGCUUUCCUAAAUACACUGCAUUCUAAGAGUCUUAUAACCAGAUGGAGUGGAAUACUUAUUACUUAUGUUAUCAUAAAUGAAAGUAGGUCAUUUAGGAAAAAAAAAAAAAGAACAAAACUUUCCAAGCUUUGUAUGAAUUAAAAUUGAAUGUAUACGAAAUAAAUUUUAAAAGGCUUAACUGUAAAGCUAAAAUACUUUCUCGGAUUUCAACACUCAUAAAAUUAGAUCAUACACAAAACUUUUUGAGGAGGCAGUGUAAUACUUAUAUGUGCCAUUAAUCCAUGCUAAAAGGUUUUUAUAUUACUAUUCCAGCAUUGUCUUAAAAUGUUUUAAGUAUUUAAACAAACCUGCUUAUGAGACAGUUUUUCAUAAUAUCAUUUAUAUAGUUUGACUACAUUAUGGAGAAAGAACAGGGAUACUAAUACUAUAAUUUAUUACAUUUUUUUUUUUACAAUGGUGGGAACAACUUUGGAAAAGUUUAUUCUUAUGAUACAUUCUAUGUCAUAGACAAUGACUUAAUUUUCAUUUUUCCCCAUAAUUUUUAUACGUAGAUACACACACACAAACUCAAGAUGUUAAUUUCCUGCUUUCAGCUGUGUUUAUGACUAUAAAACAUUUUCUUGGAUUUUUUUUAAAGAGAUAAAUGUUUUUAUUUUAGCUUCUAAAUUUUAUUUCGACAAAACUGUCAAAAGAGAAGAAUAAUAACAAAUGUAUCUUUCAAUUGAUAAGACUUUUAUCCAGGGAUAAUAGCAUUAAUGUUUUCUGUCCUGUUUCCCUGUCAGUUGUCAUUGAUUAUAGAUAACUACCUUAAUACAAUUGGUGCUGUUGAAAUACAGUAUUUUUUUCAUUUGUUGAUAAUGUAGGAUGAGUUAUUUGGACUUUUUCCUUCAUAAAUGUCACAUCUCCAGCAAAUAGCUAAGCCAGAUUAACCUCUUUUACUAUAGACAGUGAAUAAAACACCAAAAACAAACAAAAAAAACCUUUUACCACGGUGUAAAUAGUAAAGAGAUUACAAAAAUGGAUGUAUUCUCCGUUGUAAUAGGGAUCUUCAAAAUGUCUUCAUAUAUGUAACUCCUUAAUUUCUUUGAUUUUUUUUUUCUCCCUCUGUACUUAUCCAACAAAUUUAAAUGUUUAAGCUACAUUCAUCAUUAGCAAGGACAAUAAACACUGUACUAACAUCUACCAGGGAGAAGUUAGACAUUUUAUUUACACCUAAGUCUUGUACAGGAUUAGUGUGUCAUGUUCUAUUUGCUAAUACAACACAGCAGUUAUUUUCAAGGGGAGCAGCUUUUUAAUUAUGGUCCUGCUGUUCUCACUCCUAAGGUGUGUGGAGAUAGAAACAUGUCUCAUAGCCAUACAAUUAAGGAAAGUCAUUCCAAGUCCUGUGGACUAGAAAUCGUAUUCCCAAUAAUAAAUUAAUUUUGCUGUAGUCAGAACAAUUUGGAAACCCCAGAGAAGUUACAUAUUUUUCAAUAACUGUGACUUAAAUUAACAUACAAUUUGCCUUACAUCAAAAAAAUAGAAAGUUGGUUGCAACCUAUUCCAGUUUAUACUAGAUCCCUAGUGAGAGUUUUGUCUCAGCAUGAUUAAUCUUCAUCUGUGAAGAUGAAGAAUCUGUGUUUCCCGAAUAUGUAUUUUUGACAUUUAUUUGUGCAAUAUAUUACUAAAUUAGUUAAUAUUUUACUUUACAAAUUCAGAAGAAAACAGAUUACCUGCAUUUGUGGAAAAGCUAACUAUUGGUGGAUACCUCCCUUUUUCCACCUUUGAGCCUUUCCUGUCCUCAUAGUCACCAUGACUUCUCUUAAAUUAGAUUCCUUUGUAUAUUGUAAAGUUUAGUAUAUAUAUAUAUUUUUUUUUUCUUUUGCUAUUUUCUGAGGCAUUAUGUGAAGGGUUCAUAUUAGAUGGUCAGUCAAAUAUACGUUAGCAAAAAAUUCAAAGCUAGAGAAAGUGUUAAGGAGGGAAUGUGUGUGUCUUGGUAGGCCAGGAAGCCUUCCCCAGCAAUUUAAGCAACAGAUGUGAAUACUUCACAAAGUGUAAAGACUUUUGUCUUAAAUACUACAGUAAUUUAACACCGUUUUGUGAAGACUCAUUUAAGAGACUUUGAGGCUUUCUGGUUUAUAUAUACUUUAUAGUUUUAUUAGUUUGAAAUGUGUAAGCUUUGAUUUAAACAAAGUUUACUUCAGUAUGUUAGAUGUAGUCAAAAUAUUUAUUGAAAGGGAAAAUAGAAUAUUUUAAUGUUAUACCUGCCAUUUUUUCUUAAAGUACAUUCUUUGCAUCUAACUGCCAGUGCCGUUGUCAAAACUUGUUUCUAAAAUUGUUGUACAUUUUUUUAUUAAACUAAGUGCUUGAUUUUAAAGUAUUAUGUUGCCAUCAGAUAGUAUAUAAAAAUGUAUAAUUGCCAAUUCAUUGUAACUACUAUUUAUUUUUAAAUGAAAGUAUAAAGAUGCUUUCUGUUUCAAGAAAUUUGUUAUUAAACUGUUUUCUUUUUUGAUGUAGCAUAAAAAUUGUCUUCAGUUGGAAUUGUAACUGCCAGUAGAUGACCAGUCACAAGUGAACCACUUCUUAGUUGCCAGUCUUUGCUCAUUUUAAAAACAACUUACAAAUGUUUAGUUUUUGUAUCUAAUCUCUGAUAAUUAAAAUGUUUAUAAAGUUUAUUUUUACCAAAGAGAUACAAUUCAUUAUGAUAAAGUAUUGCAGAGUAAACUUUGUUUUGUAAUA
Ictidomys tridecemlineatus (thirteen-lined ground squirrel) is the source of this 5263-nucleotide messenger RNA. It is a transcript of the gene Foxn2, whose product is annotated as forkhead box N2. Lineage: Eukaryota; Metazoa; Chordata; Mammalia; Rodentia; Sciuridae. Gene Ontology annotation, biological process: regulation of DNA-templated transcription. Gene Ontology annotation, cellular component: nucleus. The record is from RefSeq and is a predicted model, not a curated record. Gene Ontology annotation, molecular function: cis-regulatory region sequence-specific DNA binding; DNA-binding transcription factor activity.